Messenger RNA from Danio rerio (zebrafish), 638 nucleotides. It is a transcript of the gene rpl18, whose product is annotated as ribosomal protein L18. The record is from RefSeq and is marked provisional. Gene Ontology annotation, cellular component: cytoplasm; cytosol; ribosome. Gene Ontology annotation, molecular function: structural constituent of ribosome. Gene Ontology annotation, biological process: translation. Lineage: Eukaryota; Metazoa; Chordata; Actinopteri; Cypriniformes; Danionidae.
CUUUUCCCUUUUCACUUUGAGUCCAAGAUGGGAGUUGACAUCAGACACAACAAGGACCGCAAGGUUCACAGGAAGGAGCCCAAAAGUCAGGAUAUUUACCUGAGGCUCUUGGUCAAGUUGUACAGAUUCCUGUCUCGUCGUUCUGAUGCUCCCUUCAACAAGGUUAUUCUGAGGAGACUCUUCAUGAGCAAGACCAACCGCCCACCUCUGGCUCUCUCCCGACUGAUUCGUAAGAUGAAGCUUCCAGGUCGUGAAAACCUGACUGCUGUUGUUGUGGGAACUAUUACUGAUGAUGUCAGGAUUCAGAAUAUCCCUAAACUGAAGGUGUGCGCUCUAAAAGUGACUGACCGCGCUCGCAGCAGGAUCUUGAAGGCUGGUGGACAGAUCAUGACCUUUGAUCAGCUGGCACUUACUUCACCCAGAGGACGGGGCACCGUUCUGUUGUCAGGACCCCGCAAGGGCAGACAGGUGUACAGGCAUUUUGGGAAAGCUCCUGGAACCCCUCACAGCCACACCAAGCCCUAUGUGCGCUCCAAAGGCAGGAAGUUCGAGCGUGCCCGUGGUCGCAGACACUAAGGAUACAAGAAUUUUUCGUAUUCAGUGUUGUAAUCAAAAUAAAGAUUGGGUAAUGUUCAAAA